Messenger RNA from Vigna umbellata (rice bean), 1855 nucleotides. RefSeq names its product E3 ubiquitin protein ligase DRIP2-like. The record is from RefSeq and is a predicted model, not a curated record. Gene Ontology annotation, molecular function: ubiquitin-protein transferase activity. Lineage: Eukaryota; Viridiplantae; Streptophyta; Magnoliopsida; Fabales; Fabaceae.
UUGAUUGAGAAAAGGAAAAAAAAAAGAAUAAAAAGACAAAAGAGAGAAAACCAGUUUGGAGCGUUGGUUAAAGGCUUUUCUCCUUUCGAUUGAGAUCAACCUCAACAACACCAACGCUGUUCGAAUCCAACAAGCUACCCCUAAAUCCACGUCCAAUCUCACCGACCCAUCUCCUUUCUAUAGCAUUCUUCACCGAUCCACACUACCUAGGUGAUUCUGCCGAAGUGGACGUAAAUUUGCAUGCACUCUGGUGGAUAGCAUAGAAUACACACAGACACACACUCAUAUACAUACAUACGUGAGGUGUGAGAGUUAAGGUUGGGUGAUCCAUGACGAUGAAGAGGCUGGUGAGAGUGAAGAGGGAUGCGAUUGCAGCAUGCAUGACUUGCCCGCUUUGCAACAAGUUCCUCAAGGAGGCCACUGCCAUUUCUCUUUGCCUUCAUACGUUUUGCAGGAAGUGCAUUUAUGAUAAAAUUACAGAUGAAGAAUUGGAAAAUUGUCCAGUAUGCAACAUUGAUUUGGGCAUUGUUCCGCUGGAGAAAAUGAGGCCAGAUAACAGUUUGCAGGAUUUAAGGAACAAAAUUUUCCCUUUCAAUAAAAGAAAGCAGAAGGCACCUGUAGCCAUCCCUUCAGUACUAUUACCAGCUAGAAGAAAGGAAAGAUCACUGUCAUCUUUGGUUGUCAACACUCCAAGGGUAUCUACACAAUCAACCAUGACAGGGAGAAGAACAAAACCUACAAGAAAGGCACUAGGCCUGCAGGGCUCUGGUUUCUCUGUUGAAAAGCUCAUUAAAAAAGAAGAGGAAUUACUGGAAGAUCGCCAAGAUAGUUCGUGCUCACCUGACACUUCAAACAAGUCUGCAAAGAGUGCGGGACAGAGUUUGUCACCUUGUAAAAAUAGUCAAUCCAUAUGCAAUAGAGGACUGCAGAAUGGUGCUGAAACACAGGAAGCAAAAUGGGAUCUUUGGAAAACUUUGAAUUAUUUAGCAGAGGCUGCAAGUAGGAGUAAGUCUUUCAAGUCUAAUGUGCAAUCGUCUAAUGCUAAACCAGAAUCCGUGAAAGUAAAUGACAGCGAUAAUAAAGUGCUGAAAGGCAAACAUGAGGAAAAUAAGCGCAAGGCAAAAGUUGAAGAUGAAAAGAUUAGCACUGAUCAUGUCUCUCCAGAUACAGCAAAACCCAACAAACUGCGAAGAGUUCGCCCAAAAAAGGAACCUGUUUUUGGAGAAUCUAGAAUAUCCCCUCAGGCUGUUCUGGAUGCUAAUGAUAGUAACCUCUUAUGGAAUGACUCAAUUUGGUUCUCCUUAGCAGCUUCUGAAAAUCAGGAAGGAGAUGCACCUUUACCCCAAAUUCCUUCAAGUUAUGUAAGAAUAAAGGACGGAAGCAUACCUGUCUCAUUUAUCCAAAAACUGUUAAUGAAGAAACUGGGCCUGAAAAGUGAGGAUGAGGUUGAGAUCAAAUGCAUGGGACAUCCUGUGCUUCCUUCACUACAGGUACAGAAUUUAGUUGAAUUGUGGCUUGAUACGGCAUCUACAGGCCACAGAAUUCCUGCAACCAUAGGAUCCUCAGGGAAAGAUUUUGUGAUGAUCCUAACCUAUGGUCGGAAGGUCCAACAACCUUGACCAUGAGUUGCCAAUAGCUACAGUACCAUGUAGCAGGAUAAUAGGCUGAAUAAUUAUGAGGAAUCUCCUCUCCUUGUAGAAUGCUAAAUGUGGAGUAGCAGAGGAUGAUGUUGAGUUAGUUAUGGUAGUGAUUGAUUUUUAUAGAGCAUGCCUUUUCAUUUGCACACUGGCUGCCACAGAUGGUUUCUUUCUUGGAUAUUUGCCACAAAAUCACAUUAUAUCUUCUUGUUAAAGCA